AUGAAUCCGACGGGGCUUCGAAGGAUCCCCCCUGACCAAUCAUCAGGGAGUGGCCACAGCUUUGGCAGCCGUAGGCACCCAAGCAUCAAAGACCCUAUUCUUUCAAAGCGGGUGUGCUUCUACAAAAGUGGAGAUCCUCAGUUUAAUGGCCUGCGUAUGGUCAUCAACAAUCGUACCUUUAAAACCUUUGAUGCACUCCUGGAUAGUCUCUCUAAAAAAGUUCCCCUGCCAUUUGGUGUGAGGAACAUCACCACCCCUCGGGGGGUUCAUGCGAUCUAUAACUUGGAUGAACUGGAGGAUGGGAAGUCCUACAUCUGCUCUGACAGCCGUAAGGUAAAACCUAUCAAUCUGGCGCUGGCCAGGAAGAAGCUGCCACCCUGGUACCACGCCAGGCCCGUCAGUUCUCGUCGUCGGACUGUGCAGCAGGCCAGGUUCUUUCCUGGCCGGAACAACCACAAGCAGGAGCGAGUGGUUGUGCGAACGCCAAAGAGGCUACUGGUUUUUCGCAAUGGAGAUCCCACUGUAAAAUACACUGUGGUGCUACACAAGAGGACUACGCCCACUUUUGAGUCCAUCCUGGAAUAUAUCUCAGAGCUGAUGCAGUUCCAUGUGGUGAAACUACACACACCUGAUGGCAGACGUGUCGACAGUCUUCCAGGCUUGAUAUUGUGCUCUGGGACUGUAGUGGCGGCAGGCAGGGAGCCUUUCAGGUCUGCAAACUACAAUGUACAGAAAUCACUAACUCCAACAUGGCUUCCUACCAACCGAAAAGGUCCAAGAAGACUGAAGUCUUUAAACCGUAAAAAGAAGUCCAUGUCAUAUAGUUCAAAGUCAAGGAAUUUCUCCCCAUCAUCUGAGCAGUAUAUCGUGAAUCGGAUCCAUAACUCCAUUGCAGAAAGUUCAUAUGACCUUCCCAGUAACCCUACAAACUCUGUUGAGUUGGAGUCCAGCCGUAUACUGGAGUCAGUGGCAGAAACAGAGGGUGAUGGAGCUGAAGGGCAGGGCUGCUUGCUGCCUGCUGAGGAUGACAUUGAGAAGUCCUUUCGGGUGAACCAGGAUGGCAGCAUGACAGUGGAGAUGAAGGUGCGCUUGACAAUUAAGGAAGAGGAAACCAUCCACUGGACGACCACUCUCACACGCUCAAGUGUAGCCAAUCAGUGUAAUGUGAGCUGUUUAACAGAGCCCGAGGCAGAGCAGGAGAUCUGCUCGCCUACAUCAAAUUCACUGGAUCCACAAAGUCCUGCUGACUCCACUGACAGCAUCGACAAGGACAGAACCAAAGACAACAAUGAUGAGGAUCCACCAUCACUGAGCAAUGGAGCUCCCAGUGAGAGUGGUAAUGAAGAGGAUUAUAUCAAAGUGCAGACAGACAUGCUGUCACCUAGAAGAGCUCCUACGCCAGGGUACAAGCAAAUUAUAAAAAAGCAAGCCUCCAUGGAGAGCAUCAAAUCACUGUUGGCCGAGGGUAUUCAGGAAGCCUCUACAUUUGGCUCAUCAUCUAAAGCUCUCCUUGCUUUCCUGUCCGUCAUGACCCUGAAGGAAGGCAUAACUAACUUCAAUAUGGAUGAGCUGAAUGCAAACAAUGUCAGCUGUGCCGAGGCUUUAAAAAUGAUCGAUUCUCUCAGAGAAAUUGCCAGUAUUGAGGAUUCCCACAAGUUAAAAGUUAGUUUGUCAAAUUUACAGCAGUCGACUUCGAAGCAGCUCCUGCAAAGUUGGAAGGACUUUCAGGAACUCAGCAACAAAUGCAAGAGUCGCAGCUCGACACCAAAUUGUUCGGAGGAAGAGCUCAUAACUGAAGCUAGUCCAGAAAAAGACUGUGGCACUGAAGAAAAUGUUAUCGAUGAAAUCAUGGAUAACCUUGACAUACCUGAGAAGCUCAAGGUGGAAUUGGCCUCUCUUUCAAUGGGAGUCAAAACUGAGAGUGAUGAUGAAGAAAAGAUGUCCGCCAGGUUUAUGGGAAAAGUGGAAUUGUCACCAAAAGAUAUCAGUGAUUCCGAGGUAUCUCAUUCCUCCACAGAAGAUGCUGUUAAUGUUGGGGAUGUUACUCAAGAUGAGAAAUUUAAUGUUGACGUGAGCUCCAUCAUUAAAAAAUUCACAAACAUUAACCAGCAAAAACAAUCUGACAUGGACAGUAGUCACCUGAUUACAGAGAGAGUCAAGCAUGAACCAAACGACCAGACAACUACAGACGAGGACAGUCACUAUGGGCAGAAUGGUGCGGUCAAAUGUCCACCAGCUGAACCUGUGGAAGAGGAUAGGGAGGCCAUGAAUUCAUGUGAGGAAGAAAAUCUGGAAAAUCAAGAAACGUUAAACAUGAAUGGAGUAGUCAGCAGCGAGAAAGACCAUGAAAAAGAAAGUCAUGAGGUAGAGUGUAAGCAGCUGCAGAUGCAAAGUGAGGAGAGUGUGAGUAUCCCAGAGAAUGAGCUUACCAGUGAUGAUGAGUCAGGUUCAGAUGACGAAGGACAGGACAUUUCAAGUGUCAAUAAAGAUGUAGAACAGGGAGAGAGCUGUAAGCAAAGUGUAUCUAGCUCAGAAGCAGGUGAGCAACAUAGUUCUGAAGAGGAACAACUGGAAAUUGAAUGUGAGGAGAUAAAACAGGAGGGAAGUGAAGGUGAAAACUUGUCCAACCCUGACAGUGACUCUGAGGAGGAAGAGGACAAGCAACCAAGCUCUAAUUACUAUGUAGAGCUGAGUGUCAGCAGGAAGGAGAGCAUCUCCAGCCCAGAUAGUGAAAACCAGUCUUUGACAGAGGAAGAGAAACCAGAGGUUGAAUGUAGGGACCUGAGCAACGAAGAUACGUUGUCUUACCCUGCAAGUCUGCCCGAGUCUGAGAAGGUACCAGAUAUUCAAAUAUCAGGUAUGGGGUUAAAUAUCAGUGUUGAUGAAAGCACAGGUAACUCAGAUGAAGAUGAAAAAUCUUCUUCAGAGGAAGAGCAGGCAGAGGCUGAAUGUAAGGAACUAAAGGUUAUAAUUGAGGAAAGUUUGUCUGAGACUGAGGAAGAAAAGGAGAUCAUUGAAGAGGAGGAACACCUUGAUGAUCUGUCAGAUCACGAGGAAGAGACGAGAAAGGCUUUGAUAGAAGAGACAGAGGAGGACAAUGUUAGCUCAGACAAUGAGGACCCCCACGCUGACAAAAAACACAUUUUUGGUACAAAAGAUCUAAGUAACCUGGAUUCAUAUACCGAAAAAGACAGCAGCAGCUUGAUAAAGUCUGACAGUUUAGCAAAGCGUUGUAGAUUUAAUGCAGAUGAGGACAGCGGGAAUGACCACAGCAGCUGUGAAGAGCAGGUGGAGGUAGAGCAGAUCAAAAGCUCAGUUGAAGAAGAAUUAAGCUACUACGAGAAAGAGUCCAGCUCAGAGGAACAAGCCAAUAUGGACACAUACACGGAGGAGAGCUGUAAAGAAUAUGAGGAAGCUCCUGCACAGUCGGAUGUCACAAUCGCAGAGAGGGUAGGCCUUCUGGAGAAGCAAGCUGCAGAUGCACAAAAGAGAGAAAAUGUUACAGAUAUUCCUGCUAUCAGACAUUCUUCUGAAAGAAAUACCCACCUGGAGUCGGAUGCUGAGGAUUCACCCUCUGAAUCUCCCACAUCUCAGUCAACUAUCUGUCCCCCAUCAGCUCCUCAGUCAUCAUUGUCUUUCAGCUACGAUUCCAGUGGCGUCAUCACCACAGAGCCUGAAGGCAACAGGGUCAAAUCCAUCAGGGAAAUGUUCUUAGCAAAGAGUGCCACAGACAUUCAGCAUGGACUGAGACGUUUCCCGAACCCGAACACAUCAGAGCUAAGAGAGUUAAGAGCAGAGACCUCAGCUAGCGGUGGCUAUCAGUCUCAGACUUCAAGUGAGCUGUCCAGUGGUGAAGACGAUUCAGCACGGAAAUCUAUCACUAAAGGCUUUGUGAGGAGAGCAAUUGAAAGGCUUUAUGGAAAGAAAGAUGACAAUCCUGAUGAGGACCCAAGUGAAAGACCGCCGUCUGCACCGAAACAGAAAAAGAAAGAACAUUCAAGCAUUUUCUCUCCCUUUCACAUAGCGCACUGCAAAGCAGUGUCUGAGUUGUCAUACUUCAAUUCCAGUAAUGCGCUGGACACCUUAAGUGAAGCUACAAGAUGCAUUGCUUUUAAUGCACAAGUUGGGCCUGGAGACAGUGUUCCUAUUGAUAAUGGACGAUGGCUCCUUAGAGAGAACACGCUGAUCAGAAAAUCAGUUUCAGACCCAGUGGGAAUCAACAAAGCCUUCACAAACUCUCCUCUUGGCGAGGGAACGUGUGAGGAUACUGAACAGAACACUACGUAUUCACUCUUCACUACAAAGACAGAAGUGGAAGACAAGACUAACUCACUUACAAGAAAGUGCACCUACUUUUCUUUGCCCCACGCUAGUGACUCAGAUGUGUGUCAGGAUGACCUGAGCACAGUGAGCAAGAGUAGCGCGAAUGGCGACAGCGUCACAGACACAAAAGACAAUUCAGAAGACACCAAAACGUGGGUAGAGAGGAACGGCAUGCUGCCAGCUGUUGUUACUGAUUUUAAGAUGAUGGAUAACAAAGUGCACCCACUGACAGAGCUUCCAUCUGACGGUGGCGUUGUGGUGGUGCAGCCUGGGAAAGGCCAGGGUGUUGUGAAUCGGAGGCUUCAGGAGCCUGAUGUGUUGGACUUUUUGUACAAUUUUUGCGGUGAGCACUGUCCCAUCCUGUAA
Molecule: messenger RNA, 4689 nt
Organism: Seriola dumerili (greater amberjack)
Lineage: Eukaryota; Metazoa; Chordata; Actinopteri; Carangiformes; Carangidae
Product: RP1, axonemal microtubule associated
Exons: 4
Coding region: 1-4689 (1562 amino acids)
Biological process (GO): photoreceptor cell development; retina development in camera-type eye; axoneme assembly
Cellular component (GO): axoneme
Source: RefSeq, a predicted model, not a curated record